AUGACAGAAAAGGAGAAGGAACAGGAAUACCGAGCAUCGAAGAAAUCUCGGAAUACUCAAGAAGGUCUCUCUCCUCGGCCAACUCACGAGUAUCAAUUGAAAAAGCUGACAGAGUCUCCCUUCUCGGCUAAGAUCCAAGCCACCUUGCUGAAGCCAGGGCUCCAUCUCCCGAAGUUUCAGAAGUUCGACCCCAGCACAACCGAAGCAUACACCCAUCUCAUCAGUUACAGAAGCACCAUCUCAUGCGUUACCGAUGACGACGCCAUCAUGUGCAAAGCAUUUCCCUCGAGUCUUGGGCGCCUCGGCCUGUUAUGGUUUAACCAAUUAGAAGCAGGAUCGAUCCAUAGUUUCAAAGAGCUUGAAAGGGCUUUUAAUUAUCGGUUCAUCACAAGCAACAAGCAAGCCAAGAAAGAAGAUGCCCUAGCACAGAUGAGGAAGAGGCCUGGCGAAACGCUUCGAAAAUAUGCCGAGCGCUACUGGCAAUUGUUUAACGAGAUACCCGGUGUUGAUCAGUACUGGGUAGCAAGGAACUUCAAAAAUGGAUUGGAAAUAGGAAGCAAGAUUCUGGAUGAGCUGGCAAUCCGGGCACCUCAUGGAAUGAAUGAGCUAAUGAGGACGGUUGAAUAG
Messenger RNA from Rhododendron vialii, 627 nucleotides. RefSeq lists its product as uncharacterized. Lineage: Eukaryota; Viridiplantae; Streptophyta; Magnoliopsida; Ericales; Ericaceae. The record is from RefSeq and is a predicted model, not a curated record. Bases 1 to 627 code for a protein of 208 amino acids. The transcript has a single exon.